Molecule: messenger RNA, 2229 nt
Organism: Suncus etruscus (white-toothed pygmy shrew)
Lineage: Eukaryota; Metazoa; Chordata; Mammalia; Eulipotyphla; Soricidae
Gene: ZSWIM3
Product: zinc finger SWIM-type containing 3
Exons: 2
Coding region: 111-2201 (696 amino acids)
Molecular function (GO): zinc ion binding
Source: RefSeq, a predicted model, not a curated record
GGCCCACCUUUCUGGCACCCCGAGCCCCAAGCCCAUCUCACCAGGUGGCUCUCCUUGGCAUUUUUUUUCCCCUGGGGGCCUCCUGUAGGUAAAGGUGGAGGGGCCCGAGCAUGGAGCUGGGCAGCUGCUUCAAGACCUACGAGGACUUCAAGGAGUGCUUCAGCGCCUACAAGAAGGAGAACAGGUGCUCCUUCAUCCUCAGGGACUGCGUCUCCGUCCGCUUCCACAACCUCAACCAUGGCACCCGCAUCCGCGAGGACAUCCUAUAUAUGCAGGUGAAAUUUGUCUGUAUUCGGAGCCAGUCAAACAGGAAGAGAAGGUCUGAGGCGGAUAUAUGUCCUGCAUACUUGCUCCUGCAGUACAACGAGAAGCUGGACAGACUGUUUAUCAGUGAACUCAACACCCAGCAUACCCAUAUGGGCUCCAAAACCAUGGUGCCUGGAGGAGAUGACCCUGGAAAAUCUCAAACGACAAUGUGCCUGCAGAAACCCCAGCCUGCCCAACCUCCGACCCAGGAAGACCUUGAGCUGGUAGAAAAGCCCUUGGCCACCACAACCUUUUGCUUCGAGGAGGCCCAGACCCCCUUGAAAACAGAACAAGAGGGCGUCAGUCCUUCUGACCUGGCAAAGAUAGCUAAAGUGAUGAAGAACUUCCUCAAAAUGGAUGAAGGUUCCAUGGCCUCUCUCAGUGUAGGAAAUAGCCAAGACCUCGACAGGCUCAGCUUCCAAAGCAGCAAAAUGAGUGAUCUGUUCAUCCGCUUCCCAGAGAAUCUCUUGCUACACCGAGUGGAGAACACGCUAGGGCUCAUCCUCUAUGCUUUUCUGGUGGAGAACAAGGAGCGGGAGAGUCGUGUGGUGCACUUUGCUGUGCUCAAGAAUGAGACGGCCUCCUCCAUGGCCAAGAUGCUGAGUAUCUUCACUGAGUUCAACUCUGAUUGGCCCAAAGUCAAAGUGGUCUUUGUGGACCCAUCUUUUCUUCAUAGAGCCACCCUCCAGGAAAUCUUCCCAGCCGCCCGCAUCCUCCUUUCCAUCUACCACACAACCCGACUCUUAGAGAAAAAGCUGCAUCGAAGCUCUGUAGACCUGCCUUUUAAAAGGCUGAUGAAGGAAGCCCUCCGGGAGGCAGUGUUUGUCACUUCUGACACCAGCCUGCAGAACCUCUGCCAGAUGUCGAAGUCCCUUCUUGAUGAGGAGCUCUUUGGCUUCCUGCAGGCCCACUGGUUCUCCUGUGAGCUGCUGUGGUACAUGCAUGUCAGGAAAGGUCUGCAUGCAUGCAGCACCUACAUGGACAGCCUCGAUGUGGUCACCAGCAAGGUGUCAAGUCUUUUCCGAGAACAGCAGUCCCUACUGGACUGCAUCCUCCGCUUUGUGGAUUACAUAGACUUCUUUAAUACCAAAGGCUUGAAGAACUUGCCCGCAGCACAUCCCAGGUUAAAGAGAUCCCAGCUAGCGGGGCUGUCCCCCAAGUCCAAGAAGGCCUUUGGAACCUGUGGAGGGAGCCUGACCAGACACCCAACGGAAGAGACACAGUCAGAACCACAAAUGCCACAGCCAGAGCCACAAGUACUGGAACAGACCUUCCAGAAAGACAUGCUGGACGCCUUGCACAAGAGUGGCUCCAAACUGGCCUAUAAGCUGUGCCACAAUGAGUGGGAGGUAGUACAGAACUCCUCCCACCUGGUGGACCUGGCUGGUCCCUCUGUGGCCGUGCAGCUGCUGGAGGAUUGCCACCAGGUUAGCAAAGAUGGCCGCAGCUGCACUUGCUCCUUUCAGCAGUGCUACCACCUGCCCUGCCGCCAUGUACUGGCCCUGCUGCACACCAACCAACAGCCCGUAGGUGAAGCCAUGGUGUGCCGUCGGUGGCAGAAGAGGUACCAGCACCUCCUCGAGCCCAACGGAGAGCUUCGGGACCCUGUUGUGUUUCCAAACAUGGGCCAGCCUGGGAAGCAAGGGUGUAGCGAUAUGAUCCUGGACCUAAGCAGGGAGCUGGCAAACCUGCUAAUGCAGAGUGAAGGACCAGAGCUGGAGGAGCGCUGCUCCACCCUGCGCAAAAUUGUGGACAUCUGGGCUAAUCGAUGCCAGUCACUAGAACCCACUCAGCAUCCAGGUGACGUUAAGGAUGUGGGCCUCCUCCCUUUUCUCUGGGGGAAGCAGGAGGAAGGGGAAGGACUCCCUCAGGUGGGAGCCAUGAUUCACAAUUGACCCCCCAGGCUGACUGACACCUUGGACC